AUGGUCAAGGAAAGCUACUCCUGCGACGCUGGGGUGAGAAACAACCGUGAUAUUUGGCUGUGUUGGUCGGGAGGUGAAGGCAGCCGCGUAACUUCACCGCGGUCCUGGGCGCGCGGGACCCUUGCGGGAGGCGAGCGGAGAGCGUCUGGGGAAGCGAGGAUCCGCGGUCGCUAUGGCAACCGCGACGCCGGGCGUUCCCAGGCAGUCAGCGGCGGAGCAGAGAAGGCCAGCGGGCCCCCCGGCUUCGAGCAAGGCCCCCGAGGCAUGAGGCGGGAGGAAGCUGCGGUGGUGACCGCGGUGGCGGCGCCGGAGGCGGGCCGCGACGGGGAGCAGCCUCUGCAGCCCACGGGGCUGGGGCGCGGGGCGCGCGGGGAGCCCGGCGGCGGCGGCGGCGGCGGCGGCGGCGGCGGCGGGGUUGGCCCCCAGGACUCCUACGGACAAUGGAAGAAAUUCUUGUAUUCUGAGCCACAUAAGAGAAUUAAGGAAGUACUAGAAGAAGAACUUUAUAUUAAAAGAGAUGAAUGCCACAUUAAAAAUCCACCUGCAGUGGCCCUGGAAGGGAUUUGGAGCAUUAAAAGGAAUCUCCCGGUGGGAGGCUUGAAGCUGGGACCUCCGAGCAGAAACAGUUUGCUGCCGCAAGCCAAGUACUAUUCAAGGCACGGAGGGCUGAGAAGAUAAGAUGAAUACGUUUUUUCCAUCAAGAAGACACUUCCUCCACCUGAUGUCUGAAAAACAGAACCCAAGCUUGUUUCACAGUUUAAGAUGUAUUAAAAAAUCUAUAUUCUUAUUGUUGGUAAUUAAUUCCAAUCUAUAAAUUAAUACAAGGCAAGGAAAGACUAGUGGCAAAAUUUGCUAAGCAUCUGGAAACAAUGAAGAAGAAUAUUAUACUUACCUUUAGUUGGCAUAUUUGAAAUACACUGGGUUUCUAGUUAGGUUAUUUUUAUUAAAUAUGUGAAACAUGAUAAAA
This is a messenger RNA of Enhydra lutris kenyoni (northern sea otter), 967 nucleotides long. Its product is annotated as chromosome unknown C11orf97 homolog. The record is from RefSeq and is a predicted model, not a curated record. Gene Ontology annotation, cellular component: ciliary base. Lineage: Eukaryota; Metazoa; Chordata; Mammalia; Carnivora; Mustelidae.